UGAGUGCUUAGACGCAGGGGCAUCUCUAACACCCUGCAUCGAUUUUAUGUGUUUGUGGUUUGACGACUGUCCCGAUGAGCGUCUAAUGGCUUGGAGUGCACGAAAUUCAUAUGUUUGCGGCGUGGUCUCAUUUUGUUGAGUUCCCCAUGAUGCGUCGUCGUCAUCGCUGUGAUCAGUUCUUCCAUUUCCUUUGGCGAUGGUGACAAAGACUUUCGCCUCGUCGUAGAUACGGGCGCUACGGGACUCAUGCUUUACAGCCAUCAUCCCAGUGUGAUAAAUUGUGCAUUCCAUUCUACAAUAAUUUACACAAAAUUGGACAAAGUUUGCUGCUCCAUUGAUUCAGCAGGUCUUCGCGCUAACACCUACAAACCUGAAGACUUUCGCCGGCAAACCUUACGGUCAUUGUUAUUUUUAAUACUGUUUGCUCUCCACUGGACAUCAUGACAAACGGGUCAGCGUUGGCGACGUGUUUCGCCCACUUCCUGCUAGCGAUCGUCACGGGCUGGUCGUUGAAGCAUAUUGCUUCGACAGAUAGUGCCCCGUUCGUGCUGCUUAUGCUCAUGCUCUUGCUAGCGUACUGUUUGCUUGGCAUACUGCGGUUCACCCAUCCUCAACCGCAUCCAAUACUGCGCAAAAUGUACGAUCGAUGUGCGUUGCUGGUUAAGGUAUGUUCGCUGCCUUUUUUGAAUAUUCAGCUGUUCCCGCAACAACAACCUUCCGGUUUUCACGUUUCUGUUCUUACCAAUCACCACUACCUUACGACUGCUUUUCUCGGUUCGGCCCUGAUCGCUUUCCUGGUCGGUUGCGUGUUUAGUGAGCUGAGUAAGCGCCACUUGGCCGAUUACGUCGCUACCGGUAUGCUGCUAUUCAAUGCGGUUGCCCUUGCCAUUAUCUCGACCUUAACAACCAACUAUUGGGGUAUAGGCAUAGUGUUAUCGAGCGUUACGAAACACUUUACACUGCAACGGCUGGCAGACCAUUUCAGUGUACCAUUCAUUGACCUGUACACAUACGGAUUAAUAUUUUAUGAAAUUUUUACCGUGAACGCCGUGAUCCAUUCGCAUCACUAUCCCACAUACUCAAUGACACAGUGACUCAAAUGGUCGAAAUGGUCUGUAACGUUUUUCAGAUUAUUCAAUCGUACCCAUUUUCCUUGCAAACAAACAAAAAUUACAGAGAAAGAACUGAUUUACACCGAGCGAUAAUAUAAACCCGUUUUGGUGCCUCUCAGAUCCUUAGCAGAAAGCCGGAUGGAUAUGUGAGCCUUAAUGAUAGAAAUGUUGACAAUGAAUCGUGUAAACCUUGCUAGAACUUUUAUAUGCAAUUUUUUUUAUCUAUAUACAUAAAAGCCAACAUACAAAGUUAUUAUUAUGCGUACAGAUAAUGCUACCAGACACGAAUGUUUCUCCGUGUGAAAUAACGGAGUACUUUACAUUGAGAGCGUGAAUAUAAAGCAAAUUAAGCAUUGCUGAACUGUUGCAACCGUUACAAAUGUACUUUUGAUAGAUGUUACUUGAAUA
Anopheles cruzii is the source of this 1520-nucleotide messenger RNA. RefSeq lists its product as uncharacterized. Bases 441 to 1094 code for a protein of 217 amino acids. The record is from RefSeq and is a predicted model, not a curated record. Lineage: Eukaryota; Metazoa; Arthropoda; Insecta; Diptera; Culicidae. The transcript has 3 exons.